CCGAGCGUCUUUGCCCUAUUCGCCUUGCCGCACUCUAAACCCCCGCUCCGCCUCCUCCGCCGCUGCUCCCCUGCGUCUCCUCGGCAGGCCGCCUCGAUCGUCCCCUUUCUUUCCCUUCCGUUUCCCUCAGGUCGGAUUCGGAGAGUGGGUCGUAGAUAAUAUGUUCGCGACGGCGGUUCGAUGGAUGGCAAAGAAGCCAAAGCCGAAGAUGAAGCCCAUCGAGCCCCGGACGCCGCCGGAGCAGACCCAGACCAUCACCCGCGCUAUAUUCGAUGUCGUCAAGGAGCACGGGCCCCUUACUAUCGCCGACACUUGGGACCACCUAAAGGGAGUUGGUUUGAGAGGUUUGAAUAGUAAAAGGCAAAUGAAGAUCCUAUUAAGGUGGAUGAGGGAGAGGCAAAAACUGCGGCUAAUCUGUAACCAUGACGGACCACACAAGCAAUUUCUUUAUACCACUUGGUUCACUAAUCCCAGAACCAUGCCACCAAGGCCAAGAAUGGGAUCUUCUGAGCCAUGAGGUUAGGGAAAUUUAAUUCAUAUGUACUGUUCAUUUCCCCAAUGACUAAUUUUACGAUUGCUAGGAUUUAUCAACUGUUCAGCUCCCUUCAAUCAAGACAUUUUGGGCAGUUGAUUUCUGUACAAAACUCCCAGAUUUCUCAACUUGCUUAGAACUGUGCCCUGUGCUGGAAUUGAUAUUAACUGUGCUAUUGGAUGCGUGAUAAGAUGAUAACUUCUUGUCUAACUGUUAAGCACGAUUGUUGCCUUUACCCAAACAAAUAAACAGACCAACAAGGCAUCUCUGAUCAGCUGAAGGUGAGUUACAUAUAACAAGGCAUAGUCAGAACUGCAUUGGAGACUCCUGAGGUCAAGCUUAUCUCACAUAUGUUGAGAUAUUCUAUCAAUCACUGGCCUAUGGUGGGUGCCUGUGAGAUCAACCUGCCUGACUAGUGGUCUUUCUUAUGUGCUUAUUUUGCAUAAAAGUUGAAUGAUGUAGUUUGCUGCGGGUACAUAAUUCCUAAAAAAUUGGCUAGCUGAUUUCCUAGUGUAGCCUUUAUGUCA
Musa acuminata subsp. malaccensis (wild Malaysian banana) is the source of this 1059-nucleotide messenger RNA. Lineage: Eukaryota; Viridiplantae; Streptophyta; Magnoliopsida; Zingiberales; Musaceae. The record is from RefSeq and is a predicted model, not a curated record.